UGCGAAUCCUCUUGGGAAACUUGAGCUUGACCUCGUAACGCGGAACGCUAGGAAACCGCUGCUACGGCGUAUGUCAACAGAUCCACAGGAAUAGCCGAGGAAUUCUGACAUUUAAUGUAUCGUUCUUGGGGGUUCUAAAGAGCAAUUUCACAUGGGAGACGAAAUGGAUGCUUUAGAAGUGGAAGAGUCGAAUUCGUUGCAGUUUAUGGCGAAAACAGCCGACCCUGAGGCAGACCAAGCAUUCAAAAUGUAUCGUAAAGAAGUCGAGGAUCUAAGAGACAAGCAAAAAGUCGAGGUUAGCAGGCUGCAGUUGCAGAUAGAAAGCCUAUCAAAGCAAAAACAGCACUUUCAAGAACAGUUCAAGAUUAGCAAGAAUGAGAACAACAAAUACCGCGAAGAGCUAAACAAAGCUCAACAGCAGCUAGAACUGCUCGCAUCGUCACGAGAACAACACUCAAGCGGGACUACGGAGCUAAUAGAACGACUCAAGAAGGAGAAGGGCAUGCUGGAGAAAGAGGUCUGCGCUUUAAAAGACCUCCAGAAACUCCUGACUCAGCAUCCAGGCACUGAGUCCAGCCACGAGGAACUGGUACGAGCGAGAGAGGAAAUACAGGAAUUGCGCAACAGUUACAGGGGCCUGGAGCGAGAGAAUGAGCAGUUGAGGAAACAGGUUAUGGAGCUGAAUGAGCAGCUUUCUGAGGCUGCAAAUUCGAGUACAGAAGAGUCAAACAGCAAACUUACUGACGUUAGAAAGGAGCUGCAGGGCGCGAAUAACAGAGUCAAAGAGUUAGAGUCAGUGAUUGCAGACGGGGUGAACGAGCGCAACGACCUCAAUUUCAAAUUGAGUCAAUCGGAGAGACAGUUGGAGAAGAUGAAAGCGUCGCUACGGUGGAUAGAGAAGGAAAACGCCAAGUUGCAAAAAAGGCACGAAGAAGACCAGCAGUCUAUUUGGAAUCUUUCGGUUCAGGAUGAGUUUAAGAAGAAAGAGAAACAAGAAGUCGAGUCCGACUUGAAGUACAAAACGGCGAGAAUUUCGACUUUAGAAAAAGAGGUGGCCGUGCUUCACCAAGCAAACGCCGAGCUCAAGAACAAAGCAGACCGAUUCAAACACACUGAGGAGGAAAAGAAUAAAGCAAUCGAGCGGCUAAAAGAAGCGACUAUUAGCGAAAAAGGAAAGCGAAACAAUGAAAUUACAGAGUUAAACAUAAAACUCGAAAAACUUGAGAAGGAAUUUAAGGAAUUGCAAGAAGACCUUUACCACACACAAAAAUCCCUGGCCGAUUACCAAGUUGAUUACAAACUCCUUCAAGACGCUAAGAAAAAGUUGGACACCGAAUUCGAGGAACUUUCCAAGAACAAUUCCGAGAGAGAGGCAGUUUUGCGUAGCUUGCAGCAAGAAAAGAACAAGAAGGAUAUUGAUCUGAUGACGCUCAAGGAGAAACUAAGGAAAUCGAAAGCGGAGACGGAAGCGGCUAAAAUGAGCUGUUCAACCCUCAGUGAUCAGAUGAAUGAGUAUACAAAAAGCGUGGCACAGAACGGCGAAGACAUGCUAGGCAUUCAACAGCAAAUAGAAGAGUACCAAUCCAGUUGCGAGCUACUGCGCCAAGAUCUGGGCGCCAAGGAAACGACUAUUGAACGACUGAAUGAUCAAAUCAGCUUUAUGCAUUCUGAUAUUGAAUCCCUCAAUAGUGACUUGUCCUAUACGAAGGCCAUGUAUAACAACAACCAAGAAGAAGUCAAGAGAUUGGUGUUGAAAUUGAAGUCAAGUGCGGAUGAGAUUGUUAGCUUGACGGGAAUGCACAACGUUGUCAAGAAGGAAAAAGAAAGUCUUGAAACUCAGAACACUCUUGCUGAUGAGAAAAUUAGAAACUUGGAGUCAGAGGUCAAGAGGUGGCGAACAACUGCAGAGGAACUUGAAGCAAAAUUAAGAAGCGCGGAGGAAGAAAAGAAAACGCCAAGAAAGGAGAAGACAAAAGUUGUUUUGACAACGACUGAUGAAAACGUGCGAGAGCUGGUUAAGCUACGACAAGAAUCGGAAAACUAUGCUCGCGAAACAACAUCUUUGAGAAAACUCCUCGAGCAAGAGUCAGCUGCGAAAAGAUUUGAAGCUCAGUGUCGUAGAGAAGUGGAAGAGAAAGUUUCAGACCUUGAAAAGGAAAUUGAAGAAGUGGCAAAUGCGAAGAAAGUUCACGAAGAAGAGUUUCGCCAGGAUCGAGACCUGAUUUCUGGUCUCAAUAUGCAGUUGGAGAACUUGAAAAACAAGAACAAAAUGCUCCAUGAGCAACUAGAAGAAGUAAGUAACGAAGUCGUUCAAGGAAAAGAGGAGUUAUUGAAGUUUGAAAUGCUCGUAGUUGAGCAGAAGAAAACAGCAGAGAUAACCAAUGAAGCAAUAACCCUCAGAGACAAGGAGAACGAGGAGCUAAGAUACAAUGUCAAAUUCCUUCAGGUCGAGCUGAUAGAAGCAAAGGAGGACACAGAGAAACUAAGGCACGAAAUGGAGGGAAUAAGCGAGGAGAAUGAGACGCUUCGGAAGAAAUUCGAAACCCAGAAAGAGAAGAUAGAGGGGAUGAGUAGAGAGUUGGUCGAGAUGCAAGAUUCCUCUCAGAAGGUGACUGCCAAAAUGAAUUCAUUUGCAGCAAAGGCGCAGUCGUUUGAAAAGCAGCUUGAAGCAGCCGUUAAGGAAAAAGAUCGCUACAAGAAAGAGCUAGACACGUCGCUCGAGAAAGUCCAAAGAAACAAAGAAGAAACUUUAAUGGCGCAGAGCUUGGUACAAGAAAAAGGGAGGAAGUUGGCAAGCUAUCGAAGCGAAAUGGAUGAAAAAGAAAAUCAAAUACGAAGCCUGUUAAACCGGAUUGACUCUGUUGAAAAAGAAAAUACGAAGCUGAAGAAAGAAAAGGUUGUGGUUCAGUUCCAACAAGGAGCGAUGAAACAUCAGCUGGCAGAAGCGGAGGAAAAUAGUAAAAAGAUGAAAGCCCAAUUACAUGAGAUGGAGUUGGCCAUUGCUGAGUUGCAGAAGGAAAAGGAAAUGGUCGAUGAAGAACAGGACAGGAAAGUGAAAGACGCCGAAAAAGACUUGGAAGAAGUAAAACUUGAGCGGAGAAAGCACCAAGAAGAACUCGAGACGCUAAAGGAUAGAACAUUGAAGGUUGAAAGGGAGCUUAGGGAUUCGCAACAAGAAAACAUCAAAAUGAACAUUGAAAACUCGAAACUCUCUAGAAAAGUCAGCAGCCUUGAAUCAUCCGUAGAAAUAUUUGAAAAGGAUAAAAAGAACCUGAGGACAACUGUUAUAGAAGCCACAAGCAAAUUAUCAAAAAUGGGUACGGAAUUGGAGAAUGAGAAAAGAGAGAACGAAGCCUUUCGUGUCGAAGUGAAGGAUUUAAUGAAAAGGCUAACAGAGAGUAGAGAAGAGAUUUUAAAACUCAAUCAACAGGUCGUCGAGCAAACGGUCCUUGCCGAUCGUAGAAAAACUGAGCUCACAAAGUUGGACGCUGAACUCCAACAACACAAAACACUGACGGCGUACAAGGAUAAAUAUUUCAGUGAAUUAAAGGGAAAUUUGGCGAAGACAAAAGGAGAGAGUGAAAGAUUACGCACCGAGCAGGAGACACUGAGAGAAGAGUUGUUGGCGUUGCAAAGAAACAUCUCGGACUCGGAGAUGAAGUAUAAGGAAACUCUGCAUGAACUUACAAAGACUCAAGAAGAAUUAAGAGCAGCGUCUUCUAAAGCGGCAACUGGUUACGAGAACACAAUUUCCGAAAUCAAGAAAGAAAAAGACAUGCUUUAUGAUGAGGUGAAACAUUUGAAGGACAUACGGGCACAACAACUCGAAGAGAUUGAAGAAUUGAAAAGACAGAUAGAACACAUGCGAGAUGUACAAAACAACUAUCAGAAGGAGCUAGAAGCCAAGGACGAUUCGCUCCAUUACCUUCAAGAUUCCAAGAAAGAAAUGAUGCAUGAGUUAGAAGACCUGAAAGAGAUGUUGCACAAAAAGGAAAACGAAUUAGCGGAGCAGGCUGAAAGGAUAAGAGUAUUUGAAUCCAACAACUACGGAGAUGCUAAAGAAUUGUAUGAAACAUGCAAUAAACUAGAAAACGAGAUUGGAACUUUGAGGGAGUCAAGAGAAGUGCUAAGCAAGAAAUACACUCAAAGCGUAGCUAAGGAAAAAGAGUUGACGCAUCUUGUAGAGACUUUAAGAUCGAACAAAAAACAGCUUGAAUUACUGGUCGAGGAGAUGAAGAAUGAGUCUAUGUUAGUGGAGGAGCAAUUAAAUGAAAGCCAGUCAGAGUUGGAAACAACAAGAGAGAGUUGUACUAGCAUGAACUCAGAUCUAGAGAGAACAUGUGAUGAGUUACAGAUUGCACAAAACGAACUGAAGGAGCUUAGAUGCCAGCUGGAGAAGAACGAAACUGAUAAAGGUCAGCUAGAAGAGGAGCUGAUCAAAACUAAAGAUGCUUUACUUGAGAAGUAUGAUGCAAUGUUGUCCCUUCAGAGGAGGGUACAAGAACUUCAAUACAAGUGGGACCAGCACGUAGAGGAAAUACAGGAGAAAAACACGAGCAUCAAAACGCUGAACGAUGAGAAAAACAACCUUACGAUCGACAUGGAUGCUCUGAGAAACGAAGUGGAAACCUUGAGGAAUUCUCUAGACUCGGAGCAAACGGAUAAAGCAGAGAUUGAAAACGAAAAUUUCCAGCUGAAACGAAAAAUAACAGAAGUUGAGGGCAGGUUACAUGGAAUACUGAUGGAGAAGGAGAAAUUGAAGGAGUCUAUGCUUCAUUACCAAAAGAGAAUUCUGAAGUUUAAAGACGAUGUUCAGAAUUAUAGCAAAGAGUACACAAGUCCCAGGGGAAAGAAAGGUGAUCCAAAUACCCUGAUUGAAGAUAAACAAGUUUAGCGACCAAGAAACAAACAACAAUCAAUAAGUCGUGUUUUUUUUAACAUUUAAUAGAUCCACCAAGAUCGACAUGUUUUUUUUCAAACCUUCAGGAAAGAUUGAUACACAGUUGGCAUUAGUUUUUCUAGGGAAAAGGCUGGUAUAGAGAAAGUCAAAAUAGACAAAACCUAUGGCAGAACUGUGGACCCAUCAUGGACCAAAUCUUAAGUCAACUGCUUUCCAUCAGUGACAAACCUUCUGAGAGACCCAAUCUGUCUUGUAAUGCACUCUUGACUUUCUCAGGCUCAUGUUCAUGUGGACCAUGCCUUUUUUUAUUCCAAAAUAGUAUUCAAAGAACUGAUAAAGCACAAAUGAUAUGUGCCAUCAGUUGCUUAUAUAGGUAGACUUUCUCAAAGUCCGUUGGUCAGCUUUUUAGAAAUUGUCUUUUGCUGUACGACUUUGUGUGCGUCCGAUUUUUUUACUGAUUAUAUGGGAAAAUAACCAUAAGAUCGCACUAUGAGGGAAAAUCAAAGAGGGCGACUUGGGGUAAGUAUUAUCUAGGCUGAGCAUGGAGCUUUUUUCAUUAUUGUUAUAGAUUUGUUGUUUUCAUCCUUGGAAGAAAAAUUAUGUAAAGAAGAACAAAGUUUUAUAUUUCAUGCAAAAAGCCAUUGGAUUAUUCAAUAGCUUGCAGAAUUAGCUGAUAAAAAAAUAGAUGCUUUCUUACAAAAAAAAAAAAAAACAGUGUCAGAAAGAGACUCUUUAAAAGAUUGAAAACUAAUGGUCAAGAUUGUUUGACUGAUUCUUUAGAAUUUAGCUUCCUUCUCUUCUCAUGGUGGAUUAUUUAGGAUUGUAGACCCCCGAAACCAGGAUAUAGCAGCUUUCCUCUUACUGACACAGAAGGUUUUAAGUGUUAAACAUCAGUUGUACAUCUGCAUAUCUUUAUAUACUAGAGUGACAUUUAUAUCUUUAUAAACACCCUCUCGCUAAAGUGUGAAUACAAAUUGUCAUGACCAAAAUGAAACCAAAUAAAAACAUACUUAUUCUUUA
This is a messenger RNA of Nematostella vectensis (starlet sea anemone), 5920 nucleotides long. RefSeq lists its product as uncharacterized. NCBI's taxonomy places the organism in Eukaryota, Metazoa, Cnidaria, Anthozoa, Actiniaria, Edwardsiidae. The transcript is spliced from 4 exons. Bases 152 to 4894 code for a protein of 1580 amino acids. The record is from RefSeq and is a predicted model, not a curated record.